AUGACACCAACACUUCUGGAACAACUACUUCGAUGGAUGAGGAUGGAGGAAAUGAUUUGUCACAUGCACGAUAUUCAUUACGGAAAGCCGGCAACUAAAUGUGGAUGGAGUAGAUGCCAUCACAAAUGGUUCAACGAUUUUUUUACUUUUGCUUUACACUGUUGUCAUCACACUGAGGAACGUCCUUUCAUGUGUCAGGUAGAAGGCUGCAAUAAAUCAUACAAUACCGAGAAGAAGUUGAUAGUUCACACAAGAAACCAUACCGGCGAAAGACCAUUUCAGUGUCCAAUUGGAGAAUGCGAGAAGCGUUUUUUGAGAUUCGAGGAUAUAGAGAAACACAAAAAGAAUUGCCAUUUGAUAAAGAGCUACGUUUGUUAUCAAUGUUCAAAGGAAUACACUAAUCCAACAUGGUUGAGAAAACACAUUGCCAGCGUUCACGGAGUAAAGGAUUGUGAGAACAGAGAUGGCGAACUUUUGAACAAGGAUAGAACAGUGGUAAUGACUUCAAAAGAAGAAUUGAUACCGCCAAUUGUUCCAAUUGUGAAUGUCGUUCCACGAGUUGUUCCAGUGAAUAUAUUGACACUACCAAUAGUACCAAGAGUUGUCCCAGUAAAAGUGCUGACACCGCCAAUUGCUCCAAUUACUCAAAUGGUACCACGAGAUGUUUCAUUGACUGCAUUGACACCACCAAUUGUCCCAGUUGCAAACUUGAUACCAAGAGUUGUUCCAGUAAAAGUAUUGACACCGCCACAUGUCCCAGUGGUAGAAAAACCUAUUUUUGUACCAGCACGCUACCCAGUAUCAUACGUGCCAUUCUCUUCAUCUGCUUUCCAAUCUCAUAUCCCAAGAACGCUCCAGUCGCACCCGUGGCACUCAACUUUCAUGAAUAUCGGGCAGAGGCAGAAUACCGUUUUCCAACUCAUUCAAACCUAA
This is a messenger RNA of Caenorhabditis remanei, 933 nucleotides long. RefSeq lists its product as uncharacterized. The transcript has 4 exons. Gene Ontology annotation, cellular component: nucleus. The record is from RefSeq and is a predicted model, not a curated record. Lineage: Eukaryota; Metazoa; Nematoda; Chromadorea; Rhabditida; Rhabditidae. Gene Ontology annotation, molecular function: RNA polymerase II cis-regulatory region sequence-specific DNA binding; DNA-binding transcription factor activity, RNA polymerase II-specific. The coding region runs from base 1 to 933 and encodes 310 amino acids. Gene Ontology annotation, biological process: regulation of transcription by RNA polymerase II; central nervous system development.